GAUCGUUCUUCCUCUCGCAAUAGAUUCAUCCAAAGCAGUUCCUUCCAGAUCGACGAGAUUUCACGAUGCCGUACUACACGAGGGACGAUGAGGCGGUGGAUGACUUCGACGAGUACGAUCCGACGCCCUACGGCGGAGGAUUUGACCUAUUUCUGACAUAUGGCCGUCCAAUUUCGCCCUGCGAAGAUACCUGCUACCCGCACUCUGCUGGCAACGAUAACGAGUUUGAUUACGAGCGUCCCCAGUUUGAAUCCAAUGCCCAGCCCUCAGCUUAUGGCGACGACGCCCUCCAGGCUGAGUACAGCAGUUACUCCCGCCCUAAGCCUCAUUCUUAUGGUGCUCCGCCUCGUCCUGUGGAACAAGAAUACGGAUCUGGUGGUUAUGAGUCUGCUAGGCCCCAGCCGGCUUAUGGGUACCAGCAAAGUGGAUCCGAGUACGGAUCUGAAGGAUAUGGUCGGAAAUCGGAGUCGGAGCAACAGGAGUACGGAUCUGGUGGGUAUAGGCGGAAACAGGAAUCGGAGUCUUACGGAUCUGAAGAAUACGGAUCUGGUGGGUAUGGGCGGAAACAGGAAUCGGAAUCUUACGGGUCUGGUGGUUAUGGGGGGAGACAGGAAUCCGAUUCUUACGGAUCUGGUGGUGGGUAUGGGCGGAAACAGGAAUCGGAUUCUUACGGGUCUGGUGGUUAUGGGGGGAGACAGGAAUCGGACUCUUACGGGUCUGGUGGUUAUGGGGGGAGACAGGAAUCGGAUUCUUACGGAUCCGGUGGUGGUUAUGGGCGGAAACAGGAAUCGGAUUCUUAUGGAUCUGGUGGGUAUGGGCGGAAACAGGAAUCGGAGUCUUACGGAUCUGGUGGUGGGUAUGGGCGGAGAGAGGAGGGGGAAUCGGAGUCGUAUGGGUCUGGUGGGUACCGGAGGCAGUCGGAGACUGAAGAGUACGGAUCCGGGCGAAAACAGAGUUAUGGGGAAGAAGAGGGGAGUGGGGGGUAUGGGAAGCAGGAGUAUGAGAGUUCUGGGUAUAGAAGGGAGAAGUAUGAGAGGCCAAAUUAUGGGGAUGAGGAGCGGAUGAGGCCGAGCUAUGGGCGGUCGGAGGAGGAGGAUUACAGGAAGCCAAGCUACGCGGAGGACGAGGAGCGUGAGUAUGCGUAUGGGGAAGAGGGAUAUGGGCGCAAGAAAUACGGUGGUGAUUCUGACGAGGACAGCCGCCGCCACCAUCACCACCGCAGGAACUAUGAGGAUGAGUGAGUGAGUGAGUGAGUGAUGGCCGAUGGGCGUUCUCAAAUUGGCACUAAAUAAAAGGUUGGGAUACCCACAUUGGCUGCUUCUCCGCUCAUCCAACUGUGCUGUGUUAUGCUUUGUUUGCAUGAUCAACUGUUGAAUGCUUUGUGUGUGUGUGUGUUUUUUUUUUUUGUUUGUUUGUUUGAUGGUUUUGGGACAUAACUUUAUCCAUCUACUUCUAUACUUGAAUCAAGCUUAUGAUGAUGCUUUGAUAAUUUUUCUGUUCU
Molecule: messenger RNA, 1501 nt
Organism: Cucurbita pepo subsp. pepo (vegetable marrow)
Lineage: Eukaryota; Viridiplantae; Streptophyta; Magnoliopsida; Cucurbitales; Cucurbitaceae
Product: glycine-rich protein
Molecular function (GO): phosphatidic acid binding
Source: RefSeq, a predicted model, not a curated record